AUGGUUGAAAAUACCGAGAAUACGGAGAAGGACAGGAACAAGAAAUGGGAGGCGGCAUGGAAAGCCCGAAUGAGGCAGAUUGUGCCAGGUUUUUUCCUUGGAAAUGUCGAGGCAUCACACAAACGGGUAAUGCUUGAAGAAAAUCGAAUUAACGCAAUUGUAUCUCUUACUACUGCUCGGUGGGCGCGGUGGAACUCCACUACAAGAAAUGCAGGCAUCCCAGCACAUCGUCACAAAUGGGUACAGUGUGCAGAUUCGUCGACACAAGACCUCCUCGUUUAUAUGAGUGAUAUCUGCGACUUUAUCGACCAUAUGGCAUCCCCUGCUCUUUCAUCGUUGUCCUCCUUGCCCGAGCAUGAAAGCGACACGAAUGAUGAGCCGUCCGAAGCACCGGAGGCCAUAUUAAUCCACUGUGAUCUUGGGAUAUCUCGCUCGCCAACGAUUAUAGUUGCCUAUCUCAUGCGUAAACUCUGCAUGCAGCAAGCGGACGUAUUGGAUUUCGUUCAAUCAAAACAAAGAGUCAAACCGAGCCCGAAUUUUACUCGUCAACUUCAAAUUUGGGAGGAGGUUGGAUAUCAAGUAUGGGAGGACGAGGACAAGACAGUCCCGACAGCACCCUACAAGGCAUAUUUGAAGGAUCGACGUGCUCUCCUGGACAAGAAAGGGCUCACCGGGGAUGAGCCGCUCGCGCCUCUAAUUUUGUGA
Messenger RNA from Penicillium bovifimosum, 705 nucleotides. RefSeq names its product dual specificity protein phosphatase family protein. Lineage: Eukaryota; Fungi; Ascomycota; Eurotiomycetes; Eurotiales; Aspergillaceae. The transcript has a single exon. The record is from RefSeq and is a predicted model, not a curated record. Gene Ontology annotation, molecular function: protein tyrosine/serine/threonine phosphatase activity. The coding region runs from base 1 to 705 and encodes 234 amino acids. Gene Ontology annotation, biological process: protein dephosphorylation.